Messenger RNA from Osmia bicornis bicornis, 1727 nucleotides. RefSeq lists its product as uncharacterized. NCBI's taxonomy places the organism in Eukaryota, Metazoa, Arthropoda, Insecta, Hymenoptera, Megachilidae. Bases 318 to 1109 code for a protein of 263 amino acids. The transcript has 5 exons. The record is from RefSeq and is a predicted model, not a curated record.
UCCGGUGUCGAGAAGGUAGCGGAAUCUCAGGGGAAGUACAGGGUACCUGUGUCGGCGGAUCGCAACAGGUAAGAGGUAACGAGGAUCGAGCCAACGGGCAUCGGGUAACUGAACGGGAGGAGGAGCACCGCGGAAGAGGGGAUGGAGGGGCACGUAGGCGGAGAGGUGGAAUUCAGGUGCGAGCAGGAGGCUAGCGGAAAAGGCGGCGGUAGUAGUUGCCUCCUGGAUCGUGGAUCCUCAGUUUACCGCGACCAAUCGACGCGUCCAGCCGACCAAGAAUCGAGUGGAGCAUGGUCCCGUUCGAUCACCGUUAAACGAUGAAAGCACCGAUCGGAUUGCUAGCGCUGGCACUGACGACCAUAGGAGCCGCGGGCGCCGCCUUGAAUCCGGAAGGAGUCGAGUGCGGCGACGUACGUUGCACCACCGUCGAGUACUGCAGCCACCACGACAAACAUUGCAAACCCUGUUCCAACAUCUGCAACGUGACCGGUCGCAACUACGAGCCCGUCGAAUGCAACACCGAUUGUCAAGAGUACCUGCACGACCAACGAUACGUCCUUCUCAAACAGUACGACGAUCUGCGAGGGGAAGUCGGGAGAUUAUGGAUUCUAGUGGCGGUGUCGACCACGGCGGCGGUUUUCUCGCUACUCUCCUCCAUGUACCUGCUCGCGAAGAUGUUCCCGAGAUGGGUGAAGAUGCGAGCCGCCUUGGCUCGAAUAUUCACCGGAAAGUGUACGAAGAGGGCGAACAACGGUAUCAAUCGGCGCAGUCACAACAAUAAUAACAAUAAGGUGCAAGAGGAUGCGGAAUCAGGCACGGUGAAGCACAACGGAUUGAAACUGACGAUGCCGACGAUAAGCGCGAGCGUGGCUCCUUCUCGAGAGCCCGAACGCGGAACCGGAAACGAGAGUGGAACCGCGAGCGGGAGCGGUAGCAGAAGCGGAAGCGGAAGCGGACUGUGUCACACGACCCCGAAUACCACCACCACCUCCUUAUCGGGGAGGCAUCCGAGCGAGGACACCACGCUGGAUUACGCUUACGAUAAUCCAGCCAUGACACCUAGCCCGGAAACCGCUCAGCUUCGAGCGAAACGCGAGAGUUCCUUCUAAUGGAUCAACUCGGUCUCGCGAAACCAGUAUUGUACAUAUACAAAGUAAUUUUAAGUACUUAAAAAGCGACGCGAGGAAUCACGCGUUCCUUAACAGAGAUCCUUAUCAGCCAUUCCGUCCACGAAAGGCCUUUCGAGCGAAGCCGUGUCACGGUUCGCAUAGGUCAGCGACGGUGAACGCGGUGCGACGAUCACGACCAGCCCGGCGAUCGAUAAUCGUCCGAAGAACGCGCGCGUUUCGCUCAACUCGAAUGCUCAAUCGUCUAUGCCUUUGGAAAACAGCGCGCGUUCCAUUUUCAUUCUCUUUUCAACCCCUUUGGUCGUCGACUCGCGCAAACUCCGUUGACCUUAGUGUAAUGUCGUAAGUAAAUUCGAGCCCGCAACGAGCAGCGAUCUCGCCUCGAACCGACGUCUUCCAAGGCAAACUCUUUGCCUGCUCGUGGGUUCUCGAGGGAACGAAGUCGAGACGGAUCGCCGGUCGUUCCGCGCGGGAGGAGAGAAUCAAUUUGUACCCUGAUCGUUCGUUAACCUCUACAGUAGGUAUUUUUAAUUUUAAGACGAUUUUCGUUGUUGUUGCUAUUGUAGUUUGUACGAAUAAACGCAAGAACGUGCACUGGAA